Pyricularia pennisetigena is the source of this 2940-nucleotide messenger RNA. RefSeq lists its product as uncharacterized. NCBI's taxonomy places the organism in Eukaryota, Fungi, Ascomycota, Sordariomycetes, Magnaporthales, Pyriculariaceae. Gene Ontology annotation, biological process: negative regulation of TOR signaling; regulation of cell cycle. The coding region runs from base 1 to 2940 and encodes 979 amino acids. Gene Ontology annotation, cellular component: TSC1-TSC2 complex. The record is from RefSeq and is a predicted model, not a curated record. The transcript has 4 exons.
AUGGCCACCACAGCGUCAACCAAAGAGCUUACCAAGGCUCUCACGACUUAUCUCUCUGGUCCAUCUCCGGCGUUUCCUCUCCCAGACGAUAUCACUCAUGUGAUCGAGGCCUACCGGACGAAGCACGACAGGCAGGAUGAUGCGGCCGACGAACGGCUACAGGAGGAGCUCCUCCAGCUCUACCAAAAGCUCGUCCACGGACAAGCUUCACGGAUCGCACCAUUCAUAGCCAUCCUAAGAUCCAUACGCCCGAAGUUAUGGACUUCGCCUCGCGCCGCCCACUGGUUUGAUGUGCUUGUCGAUGACGUUCUCGAUCACAUAUGGCAGAACAAGGCUCUUACGAGAGAGGUUUACGCCAACUAUGAGAGCGUCAUGAAGUCUAGCGGAGAAGACCGCGACGGCACAGCAAAUAUCAUGGGGCGCUGCCUUGAGCGCUGGAUGCAAUAUUCGCAUGUAUUGUGGCAGAGCGCGGACCCUGCAACCAGGUUCAAGGAGAACAGGAUACGAGACAUGAUGCUAGGUUGGGGAAAGAAAUCGCCAAAGCUCUUCAUGGAAAUUGUCGAACCAUUUUUCACCAAGGCGGAGUUCCGAACACGGGCAAGUACCAUACUUUGCGAGUUUAUACAAAGUCAACCACCACACCUGCACCUAGCAGCCGAGGCCUCGCUGCUCAAGAAGAUGUUUACUUCUUUGCAAAGGGACAAAUCAACAACAGCCAUCAGCCUGACCUUGACAGCUCUUACCAUGCUACUCCCGAACUUCCCCAGCUCUCUCGUUCCACACUUGCCAACUCUGUUCAACAUAUACGCGAGAUUGCUCUUUUGGGAUAGGGAACGAUCCCAUGAUGCUGCCGAGCCACAGCCCAACUUUGAGUCGGAAGAAGACGACGAGGCGUGGGAAGUCCUGCCAUUCUCGCCAGAGAUGGAGGGUACUGAUAUUCCUCAGCUCCUGAACUACUUUACGAUUCUCUACGGGCUUUAUCCCAUCAACUUUACCGAAUACAUCCGAAAGCCACAGCGAUGGCUUCGACAUGUCAAUGCAACUAACCCAAAUGACAUCGACGUUCAACCAUCUGAGAUGAGAUAUCGGUCCGAGAGGUUCAGGCAGGUCCAUCUCUUGCAUCCUAAUUUCUACACUUUGACCGUCGAGACAGAGAAAACGGACUUUGGUCGGUGGUUGAAAAGUGAACCGGCUGUGGUAGUAGCCGAGUGUAUGGCACUUUGUGUCUCGAGCACAGCAGAGAUGGAUCACAAUGCACCCGUGCCACUUGGGGGAGCUUCGAGCAACCUCCAUGAUGAUGCGGAGAAGGGUGGCUAUGGACUCGCCCAGUUGAGCGCUUCUGGAGUACUCUCACCAACCCAGGGCUCACACAGCGCUUCGUGGCGGCAAAACAACUCGACCUCCAUGGACUCGCCUGCCGGAGACCGAGCGCACUCUUCAGUCAGGCAGAGCUCGCAGUCAAGCCAUCCUUCAUUUCGAGAGUCGUUCGACAACAGGGCGAGUGUUGACAGUCCGACAUUGCCACCAUUGCUGUUAUCAUCACCGUCGCAGUCCCAUCUCCAAGACUUGAUACGGUCAAACAAGAUCAAAUCAAGCAUAGGCCAGUCUCUUGCCAAUGACAGUGUGCCUUCCCUAUCACUUAGCCAUCAGGAAUCCAUCUCAGAGCGGCCAAUGGUCUCGGCGCUUGCCUCGCAACAUUCUCUUCGCUCUCCUCUGCCCGCUGGUGGCAACGAGGUAGCUAUUCUUCAGCGCCAGAUAAUGGUACUGAGGAACGAUCUUCAUUUCGAACGUUAUAUGAAGCACCAGCACAUGGCACACAUAGGCGAGCUGCGAAGGAUGCAUAUGAAAGAAGCGGCAACCGAGGCGGAAACCCAAAACCUCAUCAUGAACAAUCGCAAUCUGAAGCACCGUCUGGAUGAGGCAAAACGUGUCGAGUUGCAAGUCAAGAAGGACUCGGAGAAAAGCCGAGUUCUCGCACACAAGUGGGAAGCCGAAUUAUCAACCAAGCUCAGAAAUCUGAAGACCGAUAUGAAGGCCAAACUCUCGGAAAUUGAGUCACUUCAGCGCGAAUUGAACUCGGCAAAAGAGGAGUGUGAAAAGCUGAGAGCUAUGGUGGGCGAGGCUGAGGUCAAGGAACUGAACGCAGCCCAGGCAAUGCAGUCGCUUGAGAUCAACAUGGCAGAGAUGACCAGGCUUCGCGCUGAACUCGAUCGUUUGUUGGCGUCCGAGAGAGAUUACCAAGCAAAACAGAUGGAGACGGAGGCAAGGCUGAAUGCUGCGGCAGAGGCAGAGCACAGGGCCGGCAUUCUGGAAAUGAAGGUGACGUCGCUAGAUAACGAACUGCAGGUCACCAGGGAUCAGUUCCAGUCUCAGAUUGUGGUCCUCAACGCCAAGCUAGCCGAGGCGCUGAAGAGAAGCGGAGGCAAAGGCAGCGAAGAGUUGAAGGCAAUGUUUGAGGGCGCAAUUGCAGCCAGUCGGGCAAAGCAGGUCGAGGUACAGAAGCAGUACAACGAAUUGCUCCGACGGCACACGAAACUGCAAUCGCAACUUCUAGAGAAGACAUUGAGCGAGAGAGUGCAUAAAAGGCAAGAAUUCUCUGGAUCUGCCGAGGCAGACGCCCAAGUAUCAGCCAUAGUCGGGCCUUCGUUAAGCCAGCGCGCACGAACGCAGAAGGCGAGUCCGGACCCGGAUUCAAACGAUCUCAGCCGGUUGGGGAGUUUUGGGUCGGGGACAUCUACAGGCACCAUCGUGCACCGACCUGACACUCCGUCCAAGGCUGAGGUGGGAGCAAGCAGCACCAGCCCUCAAGCCGAACGAAUUUACCCAAGAGGCGGUGUUCAAAAUACGAUUCGGAAAGAAAGGAAGGAUAAAAAGAAGGACGACCAGGACAAAAAGGAUAAGAAACCCAGCGGUAUCAGGAGCAUCCGCGGUUUUGGAUAA